This is a messenger RNA of Salarias fasciatus (jewelled blenny), 3762 nucleotides long. RefSeq names its product dnaJ homolog subfamily C member 16-like. The transcript has 15 exons. Bases 192 to 2609 code for a protein of 805 amino acids. NCBI's taxonomy places the organism in Eukaryota, Metazoa, Chordata, Actinopteri, Blenniiformes, Blenniidae. The record is from RefSeq and is a predicted model, not a curated record.
UGCUCAUGUCCAUCAUUUGCAGGAAAUAAUGGCUUCGUCGUAGUAAAAUCCACUCCUGUCCUUAAACUUAGCUCUCCUGGCGUAAACAGACACGACCAUGUGACCUGUUAUAGUGUGUUAUAUUGUCCGCUGACAUUAUUUUCCUGGACGGCAGCGUCGGUAUCUGAACCGAACCGGGACCGGGACGAACCAUGACGGCCAGCAGCGCCGACCCACAUCCUCGGAUCCGUCCGCUUCUGCUCGCCAUGUUUCUGCUCAUUUUGAGUGUGUCUCUGGUGAAGGCAGCCUCUGAGUAUGACCCUUACAAGAUCCUGGGUGUCAGCAGGAGUGCCAGCCAGGCUGAAAUCAAAAGAGCUUACAAGAACCUGGCCAGGGAGUGGCAUCCAGAUAAAAACAAGGACCCGAAAGCUGAGGACAUGUUCAUCAAGGUUUCUAAGUCGUAUGAGGUUCUGUCUAAUGAGGAGCGAAGGUCCAACUUUGACCGCUACGGCCAGAUGGACGACAACCAGCCGUUCGGCCAGUCUCAACAUCACGGUUUCCGCAGCUUCCACAACAGUUUCUACUUUGAUGAGUCUUUCUUCCAUUUUCCAAGGUACAGAGACUUUGCAGACAGCAAGUACAUGCUUCAGCACGCGCAGUUCAACAGCGACGUUCUUCCGGACAGCUACAAGAGGCCGUACUUAAUCCAAGUGACCUACGAGUCCUGCUUUGCAUGCUUCCACAUCAAGCCAGUGUGGAAGGAGGUCGUGAAGGAGCUGGAACCUCUGGGUGUGGGCAUCGGCAUCGUGGACCUGGGUUAUGAGCGGCGCCUGGCCAGCCAGCUGGGAGCUCACCGCGCUCCCUCCAUUAUCGGGCUGGUGAACGGCAGGGUGACCUUCUUUCAUCAGGCCGUGGUGCGGGAGCACCUGCGGCAGUUUGUUGAAGACCUGCUUCCUCAGAAACUGGUGGAGAAGAUUACUGAUAACAACUACAUGACUUUCCUGGAAAACUGGCAUGCAGAAAAUAAGCCAAGCCUGCUGUUGUUUGACCAAGUCCCUGUUGUUCCUCUUCUCUAUAAGUUAACAGCGUUUGCCUUCAGAGACUACGUGCGUUUCGGUUACGUGGAUCAAGGAGAGACGUACAACUCUCGGCUGCUGCGGCAGUUCAAUAUAAACACAUACGCUCCCACCAUGCUGCUGUUCAAGGAGGACACAGUGAAGCCCGUUGAUAUCAUUCAGGCCAGAGGGAUGAAGCGGCAGAUCAUGGAUGAGUUUGUCUCCAACAACAAGUUCCUCCAGGUGCCGCGGCUGGCCAGCCAGCAGAUUUUUGAUGAGCUGUGUCCCGUCAAGCAGUUUCACCGAAGAAGAAAGUACUGUGUGCUGUUGAUCACGGGGGAGGACUCGGCUUUUCUUCCAGGGAAUAAGGCCUUUUUGGACUUUGCCACGGUGAACAAGAAAGAUGUGCUGCGCUUUGCGUACGUUUACCAGCGUCAGCAGCAGCCUCUGUGUCAGGCGCUUUUCCAGAGUCAGGCUGCUCUCUCGCCUCAGGUGGUCAUUCUGGAGAGGCGGAGCCAGGCCGGAAAGGUCCUGUUCCGCUGCGUGAGCGGUGGCUGGAACGGCAGCAACGAAGACAAGUACCACCUCCACGAGCAGCUGGAGCUCCUCCAGAAAGACCCCACGUACCUGAGCUCCGACGCCACGCUGCCGGAGCUCAACAACGAAAUGGCGCCCAUUUUUAUCAUUCAGUGGAUGAACGCUGCUUAUGAUUACAUCCUGCAAAUAUAUGACGACCUUCUCUACUCCAACUGGUCUGAGAUGAUGCCUAUCCUCUCCCUGAUCUUCUCGGCUCUCUUCAUUCUUUUUGGCACUGUCAUCAUUCAGGCUUUUAGUGAACCAGGUGAGAACGAACCUCGACAGUCGAAGUCAAAGACGCAAACAAAACCCGAGGAAGAUGCAUCAAGUAGACCAAGCACCUCAAGCCGUGCUCCCAAGAAAGACUUUGUGGAGGUGACGGAGCUAACGGACGUCACGUACACCAGCAACCUGGUCAGACUGAGGCCUGGACACCUCAAUGUGGUGCUGGUGCUCACCAAUGCUUCCAAGAAUGCAUUACUGAGGAAAUUUGCCAAAGAGGUCUUCUCUUUUUCUGGGACUGAGACGCUCCACUUCUCCUUCCUCAACGCUGAUAAGCACGUCCACUGGAUGCCGUCGCUUCUCCGCUCGGCCCGUCAGCCCAGCCAUUCAGACGAAGAGGAGGAGUCCACAGACUACACCGGUCACGUCCUGGCCCUCAACGGACACAAGAAGUACUUCUGUCUGUUCCGACCCGUCUUCACAGGCGACGACCCCAACGACUCGUCGUCCGAGACCUCGUUCUCCUCCGACAGCAGGAGGAAGUCCCGUUCUCGGUCCAGGUCCAGCUCCCACUCUCGGUCCCGGUCCCACUCCAGGGAGGACGGGGCCUCCUCCAGGAGGGGCGCCGGCCGGGCCACCAGCAUCGAGGUUCACCACAAGCUGGACAAGCUGGGACUGUGGAUGGAGAGACUGAUGGAAGGAACGCUGCCCAGGCUACACGUCCCCGCGUGGCCUGUACUCGGCGAUGCUGCCAGCAACACCUCCGCAGAGAGCUGAGGCUCAAGUAAGAACAAUAUCACUUUGCGGUUUGCUUCCUGAUUACAUAGACGUGUAGAAUAUUGGUGUGCCGAGGAAGCAAAGCCACCGUCAUGUCGCUUCAUUUGAUGUCACGUUCACGUACCAGUGCUGAGAUCGUUAAGCCAGUUUAUUGACUGAGUAUUUAAGGGACAGACAAAGAUUUCCUUCACGCCUCGACACACUGUUACGACUGGCUUCCAGCAUCAUGUUGUCAGAUAAAGGCUCCUGCAGACGUAGCCGUUUUAAUGAUAGCUUCGAACUAACUGAGGCUGUUGCACUGAAUUUAAGAAACACCUUUUUUUCUGUAAACUUUAAGAAGCUGCCAGUCAGAGCUUUGCUGUCAACAAUUGGACACAACUGGGGAAUUCUAGUAAAGUAUGUAAGUUCUCUGUAGUUCCAGUUUUGUUGCACUGGGUGGCAGAAGUGAAUCGGUGUGCCUCAGAAUUUGUUGUAUGUUGGAGCUUCAGCACAUGUGGAAUCACGUGAUUCCCGAGCGGCGGAGCGGCUUCCGCAGAAAUCUCUGCCACAGCAAUAUUAUUUUAGACAGUUUAUGAUGAAUAAUAUUACAUACUGCACCGGUGAGACGGUUCCGCAUGAAAUCAGACAAUAACUUAGAACUCUAGAUCCUGAUGUGUUUUUUUUUUUCUGCACACAUAAUGCUGCCAUGUCUUGCUGCUGUUUAUUUUCAGAGUUGAAUAACAAGUGUAGUGCGAUAGGUAAAAGGUACUGGAGUGGGACUCGUUACCUCUUGGACAUAUUUUCACCUGUUUUUUUGUGUUUGGUGGUCUGUAAGGGAGGAACUAUUGUUCCACAGUUCCCUUUCUAAUUUUGCAACCCUUAAAACAACAGACGUUUAUGCAUGGAGUAAGUAAAUUUCAGACCUUUAUGAAAAUGAGUUUUAAUGUUGAUUGGGAAUUUAUUUUCUCUUCUGUUGUUUCUGCUUUUAAUCUGUUUUUUUUUUUGGGGGGGGGGUCCGAUAAAUGCUAUUUUCUGUACACUGUGAUACCACAUAUGGUUUGUUUACUUGUAUGUCCUUUAAAAUCACCUUUAUGCCCUUUAUGAAUUAUAAAAAGUAAAAUCCACUAAAUCAAAAAAUGGUUUGAAAUUGUUUAUUUAUUAAAAUGUGUGUAAA